This is a messenger RNA of Acanthosepion pharaonis, 3162 nucleotides long. Lineage: Eukaryota; Metazoa; Mollusca; Cephalopoda; Sepiida; Sepiidae. The record is from the annotation of a GenBank genome assembly.
AUGUCUCCAGAAAAAACUCCAGUAGUUGCCGACACCCAGGUGGCAGAAACUAAGAAGAUGAACCGGGAAUUGGGUUAUUUUUACCUGUUCGUAGCCAGUGUUGUAGCAUGUUCCUGGAUAUUUGGAGCCCUGGGUCUUUCUUUCAUAUGGACCCUUGGCCUUAUCGCUAUACUUUUCAGUAUAUGGAGAACUAAACUGUUCAACCUUAUACGGAGGAUUUUAGAUUUGGAGCAACUCUCCAUUCACAGAAAACGUGCUCUACGACAAAAUGAAACCACUGAAUGGUUAAACUUUCUUUUCAAUCGAUGGUGGGUAUUCAGUUCAUCAUCUAUCCAGGAUCUUAUAAAGAGAAGACUUGAUGAACGUAUGCUAAACAUAAAACCUAAUUUUCUCAAACAAAUUGAACUCUCAACAUUUACACUAGGGACCAAUACACCAAGCAUUCGACAUGUCCGGGUCUUUGAGUAUGCAGAAGGAAUUCCCAGGGGUUCUAAAACUCUUGCAUGGCUGGAUGUCACGAAACCACCUCCAGGUUUGGAGAAUAAAUCUGAAUUCAAAGUUGUCGUGGAAGUUGAUGUUGACAUGCUCUGUGAGGACUUUCGGAUGGUUUUCAAAAUUCUUGUUGGAGGGAAAAACAUAGGUUUUAAUGUUGCCGUUGAAGAACUGACCAUUAAAGGAACUAUGCAAAUAAUUCUGGACAUGUCAAUGGAUGUUCCUUUCCCUCAUUUUUCCAAAGCCACUACUUUUUUUACAGAAAGCCCAGAAGUCUGGUUCAAUGUUUGUGUUCUUGGGGGAUUCCAGAUUAUGGAGGUUCCUCUUUUGAAAACUUGGAUUCACACACAUGUUCUGGAAGGAAUCACAAAAGCACUUGUUGAUCCUGCAAGACUGGACAUGAGUUUAUCUUCUGCUGGACCAAUUCGAAGUCGUCCUUCCCUAGCCAAAGAACACAUUGCCCAAGGUGUACUAACGGUCAAUGUAAAAGGCUAUGGAAAGCCUAACAAUGAUGAUGGUCUUGAAGAUGUUGUCUACACUGUGAUACGUUUGGGUGAUUGUAAGCGACAAUGUCCAGAAGUUUAUGACACACAAAACUGGGAAGAUAUCUGUUCUUUUCUUGUUUAUGACUUGGCCAAUGAUAAACUGCUGGUGAAAUACAAGUGUAAGCGUCUACUGACCAGUGUGACUCUGGAGCAACAAGAAUUACUUUUGUCUCAGUACCCAUUCCAAGUAAAAGGAGAAGUGGAUAUCUCUCUUGACUUGAAAAAUGGAGGCAAACUUUAUCUGUCUCUCCAGUACACUCCAUUGCCACCAGUCAAACUUGACAUCAGUUCCAAGGAAGAACAACAAACAGGAAAAGAUGUAGUAUCUGGAGUUUUAUAUGUACAUAUUCAUGGCGCAACCAACUUACUGGCCAGUGAUAAGAAUGGCUCAUCUGAUCCCUACUGUGUAGUUUUCUCUGAGAGGAAAAGAAUUGUAACAACACCUUAUGUAUCGCGAUCUCUAAAUCCCAAAUGGGAAACACAUGCUGAAUUCUUUGUUAAAGACUACACCAAGACCAAAUUAAGCUUUUAUGUAUUUGAUUGGGAUGGAAGGAAUGUUAUUGAUGAUGACUUUCUGGGCUGUGCAUUUUUAGAUGUCUGUCAAAAAGAAUCUAUGUUUAUCCGGAAAGCGCUCCCCUUGGGCCAUGAUAAACCUACUGCUGGGCAUACUCCUGACAAAACAUUAGGACAUGUCAUUGUCUCUGUGAUAUUUCGUUCUGUGCUGUCAGUGGCAAAAUCAGAAAAAUUCCAGCAGUUCCAGUCUGGGUUAAAGAAUGGUUUAUAUGUUGAAGACAGGGUUUCACCUCAAUCUGUUGCACAAACCACCAAUUCACGACAGUCUACAGCUUUUAUUGAAAAAUAUUUAGAAGGGAAGACUUUUGUAGACUUCAAAAUUAUACAAGCAAAGAACUUGGAUGCAAAAGACCGGAAUGGUUUCAGUGAUCCAUUUUGUGAGUUGUUGUUAGGAAAGAAGAAAGUAUUCAAGACAACAGUUAAGAAGAAGACCCUGUUUCCCAUUUGGAAUGAAAGUGUCACUCUAGAACUUCCUGAUGAUAGCAAUGCAACUGUGGAACUUAUUGUAUCUGACAAGGACCUUAUUUACAAUGAUUUCCUUGGGAAUUUACAGUUAACGAUGGGGAAGAUGAAAGAGAUGUCAAUGAAUGGACAUUCAGAGUGGUUUCCCUUGUCAAAAUGUAAAUCUGGUUCAAUCCAACUACAGUGCACUGUGACAUCCAAAGACACUGUGCAAUCUAAAGAGAAAAACAAUCAUCCCCAAUUUCAUAAUGAAGAAAUUAACAACGAGGCCUUAAAGACAAAAUAUACAAAAUCACCAGCACAGUCCUCAUUUGAAGAGUCCGUAAGAAGCAGUCCAUCUGACAUGCAUCUACCCUCACCAGGAAGGUCUGUGAGCAAGUCUAAAUCUCCACUGAAUGGAAAAUCUAUCCUAACCCGUUCAAUUUCAGAUGCUAACGUAAAGAAAUCAAGUUUCCGACGCAGUAUCAGCAGGUCCAUACUUGGCUCCUCUGUUGUCACACGUAAUGGGCAUGGAGAUAAUCUCCAUAAAACUGUCUCAAUUAAUUCUCUUGGUCCUGCAUAUUUUCAUAAUGAAGAUGGCAGUUCACUUGAAGAUAAUACCACAGAAGAUGGCAGCAUUUUAUCUGCAGAUAAAUACUACGGUGUUACUGGUCGUGUAAUCCAAGGACGCCAUCUCAUGUUGUUGGAUGGAGAAGUUUAUUGCAAGGUCAGAUUGCAAAUUCAUCAUUCAAGUAAUCGAACCAAAUUACGAUCAGCUGGACGAAUUCUUGCCCGAUCUGCUACAGUUAAGGCUCAAUUAGAGCCGAUCUUUGAUCUGUCUUUUGAGGUUGACCGUGGAGCUGGAGUGUCUGCUGAGACAUUACUCAUCUUUGACAUUAAGAAAGGAACAAAGGAACACCUUGCCACUAAAAGUUUUUCUCUACGGGAAUUAAUUGGAGAUAACGACACAGGGAAUGUACGGAAAUGGUUGACCCUGAACAACAACAUUGAACUAGAAGUAGAACUCUCACAUGGGAAGACAGACAUUAAUCAUCACAAAAAACAUGGCAUAUUUCGAAACUUCUCAUUUCGUAAGGACAAACAGCAUUAA